CAGCCUAUCGGCCGGCCCUCAAGAGGCGGCUCCAGCGGCAGCGAGCGCGCAUGCACCGGCUCGGGCGGCCCUUUUGCGGAGCGCGCUUGGCGGGGCAGCGGGGGAGGACAGACGGCGGGGGCCCAUGGCGAGCGCGGUUAUUAAAUGCAAGGCUGCUGUUGCCUGGGAGGCAGGUAAACCACUCUCUAUAGAAGAGGUGGAGGUUGCGCCACCAAAAGCACAUGAAGUCCGUAUUAAGGUUGUUGCCACUGCAGUCUGUCACACCGAUGCCUAUACGCUGAGUGGUGCUGAUCCUGAGGGGUGUUUCCCAGUGAUCUUGGGUCACGAAGGAGCAGGAAUUGUGGAGAGUGUUGGGGAAGGAGUAACUAAAUUAAAACCAGGUGACACAGUCAUCCCACUGUACGUCCCACAAUGUGGAGAAUGCAAGUUCUGUUUGAACCCGAAAACCAAUCUCUGCCAAAAGAUAAGAGUUACCCAAGGAAAAGGACUGAUGCCUGAUGGUACCAGCAGGUUCACCUGCAAAGGGAAGCAGAUUUACCACUUCAUGGGGACUAGCACCUUCUCUGAAUACACCGUUGUGGCUGAUAUCUCUGUGGCUAAAAUUGAUGCUGCAGCUCCUCUGGAUAAAGUUUGCCUGUUGGGCUGUGGAAUUUCAACAGGUUACGGAGCUGUCAUCAAUACUGCCAAGGUGGAACCUGGUUCUACCUGUGCCGUCUUUGGAUUGGGAGGAGUUGGGCUGGCAGUUAUUAUGGGCUGUAAAGUGGCUGGAGCUUCCCGGAUCAUCGGCAUUGAUCUCAACAAAGAUAAAUUUGCCAAGGCUAAAGAGUUUGGAGCCACUGAGUGCAUCAACCCUCAAGACUUUAAGAAGCCCAUACAGGAGGUGCUGGUUGAGCUUACUGAUGGUGGAGUGGACUACUCUUUUGAGUGCAUUGGGAAUGCUGGUGUCAUGAGGGCUGCCUUGGAAGCCUGUCACAAAGGCUGGGGACUCAGCGUGAUAGUUGGAGUAGCUGCUGCUGGUCAGGAGAUCUCUACCCGUCCCUUCCAGCUAGUAACGGGUCGCACAUGGAAAGGGACUGCCUUUGGAGGUUGGAAGAGUGUAGAGAGUGUACCAAAGCUGGUGGCUGAAUACAUGUCAAAAAAGAUCAAAGUUGAUGAAUUUGUGACUCACAGGCUGCCUUUUGACAAAAUUAAUGAAGCUUUUGAACUGAUGCAUGCAGGGAAGAGCAUUCGAAGUGUCCUGAAACUUUAAGGAUUCCGAAGAUGGAACCUGCUAGUCUUAGCACUACGUGUUGUCUACUAGUUAAUGGCGCUUUUUGAAGAGGUGUAGGAUCAGCUGGAGAGAAAAUUCAGUUGUAAUGGGAAAACCAUCUGCUUUAGGAUCAUAGUCUCUGUUAAAUCAUAGGUAACCUGAUCUCAGACUAACGAUAAAUACUAAAUCCAGUUGUGAAACUAAUGCUGGUUGUGAUCAUGAAAUUAAUGUUUUAUUCUAUACUAGUCACUCCUGAAUUGACAGUGCCUAAAUCUUUAAAGUUGCUUGAUUAUUUUGUAAGCCCUACUUAAACUUUCACUCCUUUAGUUAUUUUUCUCUACUUCUAAAAAGUUAUUAGGUGGAGCACGUAAGACGCAACAGUCUGUGGGUUGCAGAUGUGCAUAGAGGAACUUCCUCCCCAUGCAAAAGGGGAUGGGGAGAAGACCCAGCUGUAUCUGCAGCAGCUUCCUAAUCCUCAUGCUGGGGGAUCUUCCUGCAGUGCUCAUCAGCAGUAAAAGUUAAAUGUUGCAGUUAAGCUCUCCCAUUGCAGAGAACCCCAUGGAUGAAGGGAGUAUUUUUACACCAUUUUAUUAGUUCAGAGCUAGGUUUUUGUCUUUCUUCCAAACCACAGCCAGUAGAUUCUUAUCACAGGAAGCUUAGUUUCUGCAGAUGAUUGAACUGCCAGUGAAAUACUGCACUACAGGCUGAAGCUGACCUUAUUCCUUCUGUCUUCACUUAACUGCUGUGGAAGCCCAGGGGCACAGGAGAGGGUGACUUAAAUCAAGGCCCAACACCUAGCCAACCUGUCACCACUACAGUAAAUAGCCCUAAUUCUAAAACAAACUUGUCUAAGACUUACCCUUUAUUUUGAAAAAAACAUUAAAACUAGUCAAAGAUUUCUAUGAUGAUGAAGUGAGCUGUAGCUCACAAAAGCUUAUGCUCAAAUAAAUUUGUUAGGCCGUAGGGUGCCACAAGUGCUCCUUUUCUUUUUGCGGAUACAGACUAACAUGGCUGCUACUCAAACGUGAUGAUGAUACAGUAUGAGGCCCAAAGCCACAGCUGUGUGGGCUGUGAUUAGUCAGCUCUUACUGAAAGUGCACUGAGGAAAGUGCACUCCUUACAACAAUGCUAAAGGAAAACUGAGCAUGGUGUAGAAAGCGAUAUUGGGGAUUUACUUUCUUCCUCCUGGCCAAUAAACUGCUGCCCUAGCAUGAGCGUGUGGAGCAAUCUGUAGUAAAUCUGACCAGUUUUACAGGCUGGACUAAGUAACGCAAACAUCCCAUGGUAAUGUCACAAGAAUCUUUCUGGUUCUUCCACUCCUGCUUCAUUUCCUAUUUGGCUAAUUAGUCUAUUGUGCUGUAGUGUUGAAGUUAACCAACUGUCAGUAGAUCAGCAGUAAAUAAAAUAUACUGGAGGUCUUCUAUAAUAGAAAUCCUACACUAUCAUUCCAUAUACUUGACCAUAGAUUCAGAUGUUGCAACUUAUUCCAGUGUUUAAAGAUGGUUUCUCUGACAAAGUAGUUUUAGUAGGAACUACCUGAUCCACUUACAACUAGGCUGUAGUUCAGUUAGACUUAAAGCUUUCUCUGGUCUUGUAUCUAUUUAAUUCUAAGGCAAAAUUAAAGUAGGGAAUGAAGAAGUCCACUGGAGCCAUUCCAAGCAGGGUUUCUUAACCAAGACGGAUAUCUGACUGACUUUGAAGUUGCAGGUUAAGUCACAGCAUCCAUAACUUCUAGGAUGCAUUGCCUUUAUUACCACACAAACAUCAUGGUGUGUGUAAGUAGUGUGUGACAGUUAGGGGAGAACCACUCACCUCCAUUGUUAGAAAAAUGAGAUGUAUCUGGCUCAAUUAGUGAAAAAAACAGCUUUUGUCAUACCUGGACAAUUACUGAGAGGGACCCCUUACACCUUCCCCCUCCCCCCCCAUAAAUAAAAAGGCCUAAAAACCAUCUAGUUAAGUUCUCACCUAAUAUUUGACCAGUUGACCACUCAAUUAAAUGGAGUAAUUUUUCUGAGGUAGCAGCUGCUGAAGAAUUACACAGAGAAGGGAUAGAUCAUCAAAACUUUCUCUUAAUAGUGCUGAUGAGGGACUAACUCUACUCUUGAAAUAUAGCAUAUGGAAGAUUUACCAAUUUUAAGAACUUUAUGGGACAAAUCUAACUCCAUUUUGGAGCAAUACAAGCCUGUAGACCAAAUCAUUUCAAUAGCAGUCAUGUAAGGGAUGGAGAGUUCUCUUCUGCUUCUCUUUCCUCCACUUCCCCUUCUAGUCAUCCUUGUAUCUGUUUGGUUUCAUACACUGCAUUGUUCUUCAGCAUUAAUUAGAACAACCUGUCUUCUGGAAAAUAUCUAUAUGAGUCAGCAAAAACUGCUAAAUGCUACAUGGAAAUUUAAGCAGUUUCCCUAUCCCCUUUUGUGGUUUGGGGAGUGAAGGUGGUGGUAUAGGGAAACUAUGGUGAAAGGUAGUUCCAGAGCAACUACACAUUUGUGUUUGUGGCAGGAGCCGUCAAGUCAAGAGAAAUUGUUAGAAAUUUAACAAGACGGUAACUUUUAUAAGAUUUAACCUAUUUCCAAAAUUUGGAAGACAAAAAUAUAGUCUGCAUUUGUAAGCAAAACUACAUAGAUUCAUAGAUAUUAAGGUCAGAAGGGACCAUUAUGAUCAUCUAGUCAGACUCCUGCACAAUGCAGGCCACAAUCUCACCCACCCACUCCUGCAAUAAACCUCUCACCUAUGUCUGAGCUAUUGAAGUCCUCAAAUCAUGGAUUAAAGACUUCAAGGAGCAGAGAAUCCUCCCUCAAGUGACCCGUGCCCCAUGCUACAGAGGAAGGCGAAAAACCCUCAAGGCCUCUUCCAGUCUGCCCUGGAAGAAAAUUCCUUCCCAACCUCAAAUACGACUAUCAGCUGAACCCUGAACAUGUGGGCAAGAUUCACCAGCCAGAUACUACAGAGAAUUCUUUCCUGGGUAACUCAGAUCCCAUCACAGGCCAUUGGUCCUAUUUACCAUGAAUAGUUAAAGAUCAAUUAAUUGCCAAAAUCAUGUUAUCUACUAGAAACUGGAAGAAAAAAAAAAUACUGAAAUAGUGGGGGAGAAAAGCCAUACUGAUCUGGUCUUCAGACUGACUUGCUAUCUGGUGAAUAAACUGGGAGGCUGUCUAAAUGAAAAAAUGUAAAUUUACUAUAUAAUAAACAUUAAUUCAGAGGUAA
This is a messenger RNA of Dermochelys coriacea (leatherback sea turtle), 4450 nucleotides long. Its product is annotated as alcohol dehydrogenase class-3. Gene Ontology annotation, molecular function: zinc ion binding; S-(hydroxymethyl)glutathione dehydrogenase [NAD(P)+] activity. Gene Ontology annotation, biological process: formaldehyde catabolic process. The coding region runs from base 125 to 1249 and encodes 374 amino acids. Gene Ontology annotation, cellular component: cytosol. The record is from RefSeq and is a predicted model, not a curated record. The transcript is spliced from 9 exons. Lineage: Eukaryota; Metazoa; Chordata; Testudines; Dermochelyidae.